GCCGAAAUGAUUUAUCUAGUGGUCUGUGUAUUGUAUUGAACACAUAUCUAGCUAUUUGAAUUGUUUAUACAUGUAGGCAAUCUUAUGAAAUACAAUGUAAAUAACAGAAAAAUAUAUAAAUUACCUCUACAGAAAUGUGUGAAACGUAAAACAAAUGUAAUUAAUCUAGGAAUUCCACAAGUCACAUUUCUCCAUCAAAAAAAGUGAAGAAAAACAUUUUCCCCAACAGCCACAAUAAAGAAUAAUCAAACGGAAUAACAUUACACCAAACAUCUGAGUAGGCUCCAAUUCUGAAUCCAAAGCCAUUCAUAUUACAUCUGUUUUGCAUCCAGACAAUCUUUGCUUUUUUUCCGCGUAGAAAUGACACCAUCUGGUGGGAGACAACGGAUUUUUUACUUGCCCGUGGUUCUUCUAUCACUCGCAUUCUGAUUGUUCUCUGUGUUCCCAGGUCUCCGCUCUACGCAGCUGGUAUCCGGCUGCAAAAGCGUUGCUAGGAUACAUUGCAACAAAUGUGUCCAUCGUUACUGGAUAGUCCUACAGAAAACAUUCCGUGAAAGGCACUUUUUUUUUUACACCAUGACGUAAAACUGUCUAGUGACAACAAGAAAAGUGCCAUGCAACUUUCUCGCUAGCAGUUGAGGAAAAAAAAGCAAUGCAACCACCAGAUCUUCGACAAGUCACUGUUUUGCCCAAAGCCGAAUGGCUCCGAAUUCAAGGUAGUUUGAAUCACGGGAAUAAAUACAACGAGAGUCUAAAGGAAGCAACCCAACAACGAGAAGCUAUGCACCUGAGGUCCAAGGAGGUGGUAAAAUUCUGGUCUAACACAAUAGCUGGACAAAGACAAAAGAAACUGGAGGCAAAGAGGAUUCGGGAGGAACUUGAAGAAGAUGAGAAGAAACAGAUGGAUAUUGAGGAGGCUAAAUAUCAGGCGCAAAAGAGGAAAGAAGCUAUUGAAAAGGCCAAAACUCAACAGUACUACGAGACUGAUCGUGUGAAAGGAUUUCAUCGUGCACUCUUGCUGACAGAAGUCCUGAAGGAAAGGGAGGCCCAGAUAGAACUGAAGCAGAGAAAGCAGGAUACCUCCAAAGAUGUGGACAAGGAAAUCAUGGCUAUCAUUAAGUGUAGAGAGGAUGAAGCUUUGCAAAAGGAGAAGCAGAAAGCUUUGCAGAGGAAGCUUGACAUCCAGGCCACAGCAGAAGACUUAAAACAGCAGGUAAAGGAACAUGAGAUGAAUAGAGAACGGGAGAAACUGGAAAACAAGAAAGAGGCUGAGGAACUCCAGCGACUAAAAGAGCUUUUUCUGUGGGAGCAAUGCAUGCAGGAGCAAAAGAAAGAGGAGCAGAAGAGAAAUACCAUGAAAGCUCACAUGGAGCAUCUCUCUAACAGAGAUAUCAUUAGAGCAAUAGAGGCACAAAAGCAAGAGAUGGAAGAGGAGCGCAGGAGGCUUUUUGCAAAUGCAAAACAGAAAAUGGUGAAGUUGAGGAAAGACAAAGAGGAAGAGAUGUUCAGAGAGGUCCAAAUUCACAGGGGGGGGAUCAUGAAUAAACUGGCUGCAAAACAGCAGGAGCAGACGGAAAAUGAGGAACUCAUCGCCAAGGCUAUUGCUCAACGGGAUGCCAGACAGGCACAGCAGCAGAAGGAGAAAGAUGACAAGAGGAUGGCUAUGCUGGACUCAAUUGCCUCACACAGAGAAGCCAUGAAAGUAGAACAGGAGCAGAAGGAAAGAGAACACAACGAGAGAGCUAUUGACAUGCUUUAUGCCAAGAAAGAAGCAGACAGAAUAUUUAUUGAAAAACAACACCUGAAGGCACUGAAAAUGAAAGAGGAUGGAAGAACUUUACAAGACGUCUACAUUCAUCAAAUGGCUGAAAAACGAGCCAAGGAACAGCACACAAGAAAGCAACAACAGGACUUUGAGACCAAAAAUGCAGAGCUCAUUGCUGUGGAGGAGAAGCAGUUCCAGCAGUAUGCAAACAAUGUGAUCGAUACAGCCACCGAGGCCAAGAGAAAUAUUCACCCACUCCGCAAAGCUGCCAGGGAGGGAAUUGGAGGUGGUCUUGGCCCCAUCUUUGGAGGAGUGAGGCCAAGUUACUUGGUUCAAGAUGACACUGGUGUCCAGAUGCCCAAUUACGUCAGCAGUAGAUCUCAGGACAUCAAAGAGCUGAAUGAGACGCGUGAUAUUCAGCAAUCCAAGAAAAGACUUGGAUUCACAUGGUAGAUGUCUGUUAAAAAGAGUAACAUGGUCAGGUGAAGCAUGAUUAGAAAAACAAUAAACCAAUGGAAUUCAGCAUUUCCUAAGCAUUUAUGAUAUACCCCCUAUUAUGUCAUUUAUUUCACACUCAAAAAACCCACACUUGAUAGGCAAGUACUUGACUGACCUAGUGGGAUGAUUGCAGUCUUUUCAGCGCUCAAAGAUGAUUCAUCUCAGAAAUAUGGAAAUGUAGAGUGUAUAACUGUCUCUGAAAUUAGAUUUUUAGUUUUGUUAUUUUACAUAAUAUACAUACACACAAUUCAAUUAAAACUCGUGCACAAAUUGGGAAACUGCUGAUAAUUUCUAGCCUGGUCCUAGAUCUGUACCUACAUGACAAAGAUAGUCAAGAGUUGGCUAAAGCACAGAUCUGGGACCAGGACAUAUAGUGCAAUGGUUUCAUUUUAAUACAUAAGAUUCACCCAGAUUAAAAUGUGACAUGUCAAUGUUAUCUUUAUAUCUAUUGUAUCAGUUCACGCUUGUGAAACAUUAUAAUAAACAAUCUAUAGGCAAUAAAACAACCAUUUUAACCAUA
Messenger RNA from Oncorhynchus keta (chum salmon), 2783 nucleotides. RefSeq names its product cilia and flagella associated protein 210 (gene cfap210). The record is from RefSeq and is a predicted model, not a curated record. NCBI's taxonomy places the organism in Eukaryota, Metazoa, Chordata, Actinopteri, Salmoniformes, Salmonidae. The transcript has 9 exons. Bases 653 to 2218 code for a protein of 521 amino acids.